ACAAGCAUACACUCACAGAGUUGUAUUGAAACUUUCCCAUUUUUCCCAGAAAACUUAUAAGAAUUUGCAGUUGAGUGUUCCCUGAUUCUUGGGAGCUGCUAUUCAGUUCUUGUGGUUCAGGUUGCUGAGUUCUUAAGCACUUGAAUCUGGAAUUGAAAUUUACAAUUUUGGUUAACUUUGCAGUAGGAAAAUUUCGCAUUUUUAUUAUAUCUUGAGGUGGGAUAUUCUGCAAUUGAGUAAAUGGGUGAUGAGGCUGUUUCAGGAGGUUUAUGUUUGAUUGUAUCUCAACAUAGAACUGAUAAUUCGAGCCCUGUUCUGUUGGGUGCUUCUUGUGCAUUGUUUGCUCUUAGGCUCUUGUUGGAGCCUAAUUUAGAUGGCAAGAGAUGGUCUGAACCAAGAAAAAGAAUACUUGAUGGGGGUGCUCAGCUUUUGGGAUUGCUUGUUUGGAGUAUUAGGAAGGAAGUGUAUAAUAGGGUGAGGUUAGAACUUGUCGAUAAACUGGAGAGUGCGGAGAGAGAAAUAGAGGAGUUAAAGAGUAGGAGAAGUGAAGAUGCAAAGGCCAAUGAGAAAGUAGUUAGUAUUUUUGCUACACAAGAGCAGAGCUGGUUCGGUGUAAGAAAGAAGCUUCAGCAUCAAGUUGGAGCUCUUCUUCAUGAAUUAAGAAGUCUUGAAAAGAAUAAAGAUGAAGUUAUCAGAGAACUCAAUGUACAGUUACAGGAGAAGGAGCUUCUUCUUCAGUCUAAAGAAAAUUCAAUAAAGGAGCAGCUGCAGAAGAAUUUGGAUCUUGAAGAAAAACUAAAGGAGGCUAAUUCGGUUGCUGAGGAACUGAGAGAGGCUGCAAAAAAUGUAGUUGAAGAGCAUUCAACCGAGAUAUGGAAGCACAAAACUGCUUUAAUUGAGUUAGUGUCUACCCAGCGCCAGCUUGAAGCUGAGAUGGGUCGGGCUGUCAGACAAGUUGAAGCAGCAAAACAAGACCUUGACUCAGUUUUGGAGCAGAAGGAACAAUCUGUGUCGAUGACUCAAAAACUAUCCAUGGAACUUAUUAGAAUGCGCAAGGACUUGGAACAAAAGGAUACAAUUUUGUCUGCUAUGUUAAGGAAAUCUAAAUUGGAUACGGAAGAGAAGCAAAUGCUGUUGAAGGAAGUGAAACUAUCAAAGACCAAGAGAAAGCAAGCUGAGCUGGAAACAGAAAGGUGGAGGACAGCUUCUGAAGCGAAGCAUGAAAGGCAUUCAUUAAGAAGUAUGUUGUCUAAACAUGCUAAGUCCAAACUUGAGGCUUCUUUGAAUGGAAUGGGGAUGCCUUUUAGUACAACUACAACUCAAUUAGGAAGAACUAGAUCGGUAGAAACUGCACUAAUUGAGUAUGAACAACCUGAACUUCAAGAUGAGCAAAAAUAUUCCUGCUCCUCAUCUGAUGUAUACAAACCCUCUGGAACUGAGGAAUUAGCAGAUUUCAAACAAAUGGAGGGCUGGGUUCGAUUCGAAGCAGAAAAAUAUGCAACUGCAUUUGAGCAAAGGCAUCAUAAAGAAAUAGAUGCCUUUGCUGAACAAAUGAGACUGAAGGAUGAAAAACUAGAAAGUUGUCAUUGGCGUUCACUGAGCAUGGAACUUGAGUUGAAGCGGCUCCAAACUCAUAUUGAAGGUCUCAAUCUUGAGCUCUCACAUAUCAGACAAGAAAACCUCCAAUUGGAAGCCUUGUUUUUGAACCGAGAAGCAGAAUUACAGUCAUUGAAAGAGGCAUCAAUAUUGCAAUUAAAACAUCCGAGUUUAAGGAGAUCAAACUCAAGCUCAUCUUCACAGGAUCUUUCUAUAACUGGUGAUACAAUUUGGUCCAACGUGAAAAUUGUUAAGAGCAGGCCUGGAGAUAAAGAGUAUGAAACAACAUUGUCUCGGGUGGUUGGCACUAAGAUAGAAUCUGCUGUCCCGGUAAAAGACUACUCUAAGGACAUCAUUCUGAUGGCCCCCUCUCCAGCAGAGGACUUUCAAGAAGAGAAAGUUGUGAUUUUGGAUCCAAGUUCCAUUCAAGGAGCCCAUAACAAUGCAAUGGUCAUAAAUGAUGAUAAGUUAGCGUCAGAUAGCCAACUUUUGAGUACAAAAAAUGAUAACAAUUCAUGGAAGAUGGAUCUUAACGCUCUUGGGGUUUCAUUCAAAAUCAAGAGAAUAAAACAGCAAUUGCUCCUGUUCGAGAGACUGACAGGAAAGGUUGAAAAUCCUGAAGACAGGGGAGCCAAGGAUAUUGAUCACUCGAAGACAAAGGGAGUCCUUAUGUUGAUUUCAUUUCUAGAUAAACAAGUCAGCCGAUAUCUGUCUCUCCAAGGAAAGAUUGAUGAUCUCUGCAAGCAAAUGCAUGAGAAUGAGAUUUACGCGAGCAGUGGAAGUAGUGUCAUUGCAAGAAAAAGGGAAGAAACCAAGAAGCUAGAACACUUCCUAGAGGACACAUUUCAGCUGCAGAGAUACAUUGUUGCCACCGGACAGAAAUCGAUGGAAAUACAAACCAAGAUCAAAACUGGACUAUUAGGGGCUACAGAGCAUCCUGAGGGGCAUGCAGACAUCGACAUGCACCGGUUUGCAGAGAGCCUAAUUACCCUGUUUAAGGAUGUUCAGAGAGGAGUUGAAGUAAGAAUCUCAAAAAUAAUAGGAGAUCUUGAGGGGACCUUGGCAUGUGAAGGUAUGAAUCAUCCAAGAAAGUAGUUCUAUCAUGUAUGGACCUGCAAACUUGAAAACAAACUAGUUUAAACUAGCUUUUUUUCUUUCUUUCUCAAAGUUUAUGAUCUGUGUAUGGACCCAUUGCACAUGGUUGAUGGGGAAAUGUAAUUAUGUAGUGUAUGAUUAUAGUUAUGCAUCUUAUCCCUUCACAGCAA
Daucus carota subsp. sativus is the source of this 2861-nucleotide messenger RNA. RefSeq lists its product as uncharacterized. The transcript has 4 exons. Lineage: Eukaryota; Viridiplantae; Streptophyta; Magnoliopsida; Apiales; Apiaceae. The coding region runs from base 241 to 2691 and encodes 816 amino acids. The record is from RefSeq and is a predicted model, not a curated record.